Molecule: messenger RNA, 369 nt
Organism: Drechmeria coniospora
Lineage: Eukaryota; Fungi; Ascomycota; Sordariomycetes; Hypocreales; Ophiocordycipitaceae
Exons: 1
Coding region: 1-369 (122 amino acids)
Source: RefSeq, a predicted model, not a curated record
AUGAAGCAGCCUCUCGCCUCCGCCGCAACGGCCCUCCUGGCCCUCCUCCACGUCUACAUCAUGGUGCUCGAAAUGUUCCUCUGGACGACGACGACGGGCCGUCGGGCCUUUGGGCUGACGCGGCAGAUGGCGGACCAGACGCGCGUGCUCGCCGCCAACCAGGGCCUCUACAACGGCAUCCUCGCCGCCGGUCUCGUCUGGGGCCUCGUCCAUCCCGUCGCCGAGUUUGCCGUCCAGGUACGGCUCUUCUUCCUCGGCAGCGUCGUCGUCGCCGGCCUGUACGGUGGCGCGACGGCCUCGAGGACCAUCUGGGUCGUCCAGAUGCUUCCGGCCCUCUUGGCCUUGGCCCUCGUCCACUGGGAGCUGUGA